Molecule: messenger RNA, 5404 nt
Organism: Zingiber officinale
Lineage: Eukaryota; Viridiplantae; Streptophyta; Magnoliopsida; Zingiberales; Zingiberaceae
Product: leucine-rich repeat receptor-like serine/threonine-protein kinase BAM3
Exons: 4
Coding region: 2260-5235 (991 amino acids)
Biological process (GO): protein phosphorylation
Molecular function (GO): protein kinase activity; ATP binding; receptor serine/threonine kinase binding
Source: RefSeq, a predicted model, not a curated record
AAACUAAGAAGAUGCCACAAGUACUGUCAAUGUCUCCAUGACUUGUUCAACUUAUUUUAUAUGGCCAAGAAGCUGAGGAAGAGACUAUCGAGCCAUGACUUUGAAAAAUUGUACUCUAAAUAGAACAGAAGUGGCAUGGCAGUAACCUGAGUAGUGACAAGAUGGAGAACAUGGAGAGCGGAUAUUGUUACAUUAAGCUUGUUCUCCUUCUCCUCCUGUUUGCUUGUUCAGUAGCUGCUGGAGAUCCUGGAGUCAUUAACCUUCCAAGUUCUCAUGGAAAUGAGAAAAUAAUAACUCACAGACCCUCAAGAGUCCUGCUUCGCGAAGAUCCUUAUCAUCCACCAAGUCCUCGGACAAAUCCUUCUCAUGGACCCAUUAUACAUGGUUGAGGUUGGUACGUGAGCAUAAAUUAAAAUAGAAUUGAAAUGAGAUUUUCAAUGGAAUCAGAAUGAAAUAAAAGGGGAAAUGAUUAAUUAUAUAUUUUUUUUACAAUAAUAGAAUGAUAUAACUAGUGGAAAGAUCCAUCUAAUUCUUAAUAUAACUAGUCUAUUUAGUAUGCCUAAUUUUCUUUGUCCAUUUAGCAUGCGCAUACCUUGCUUGAUUGAUCAACCUAAUAUGCUUAGUACAACCUUCACUAGUUCCCUAGUUGAUUUGGUUUGCUCAUUUUAUUUAAUUCUAUUUUCUUUUAUAGAACUGGAAUGAAAUUUUUCAUCGCGAAAUAAUUAUUCAUUAGAAUAAAUUGCUCCAUUUUAAAUGGUUCAUGCAAAACUGAAAUGAAAUCAUGCAGGGAACAAAUCAUUUUCAUUUUAAAAAGUUAGUAUCUGGUAGUUUAUAAUAUUUCAGAUAUAGGAAAAGUGUAUACAUUCAAUAUCUUUCUUUUAUUCAUCUCUUUUGCUUCGUUAAAAAUAAAUUGAGGAAAGAUGUGUGAACAAUCUUGCAUGUGAAACUGCUACCAUAUAAGCCUUUACUUCCAAAGGAGUAAAAACUCUGCAUAUAUAAGAGACAAUCGUUUGAUGCAGUAGUAGAAAUGAUGAUGAGUUUUCCAUUCUUCAGUGAAAAAACUAAUCCUUUUCUUUGAAAUGGUUCACGAUGGAAUCUGAACAUUCCUCCGACUGAUCUACUUACCACAAGAGAUUCACAAAGGAAUCUGAACAUCAUUGUUUCAUGUUCGCACACUUAGGUGAUCUUUCAAGGUUAUAUUUCUCUUUCAGAUUAAAUGAUGCUCAGGAUAUUUAGCACCAAUAUUGAAGAUGGGUCCUUUUUAUUUCAUAUUGCACACGCCAUUUUUUCUUUAUGUAUUGCCCUUUCAAUGUAAUGUUUCUUAUAUGAGUCUAGUUUAUCUUGUUAGCAAGAGUCAGAAAUUUGUGUCAUCAUAAUUUAACUUGUUUAAUAUUUUUUUAACAUUUAUAAUCAAUCAUUCUCUUCGUGUAUUUGUUACUUGUGACUUUAGCAUCCUGGCCACCAUCAUUCAUAAUAAAUCAAUUGCUAGUUCUAUCUGUAUAUUGAAACCACCGCAAAGAUGUAAUUUGUAUACACUUUGUUCCUCCAAAUAAGGCAUCCAACCAUAGGACGCUGGACCGAUAAAAACUUUGCAGUACUGAACCGGUUGCUCAAGAUUCAGUUUUAUCGGAUUCAUCAUUACUUUCUUUUCUUUUUUAUUUUUGUAUACAGUUGGUUCCUCGGCCCCCCUCUCAGUUUCAACUUUAAGGAUUCUCUUUGUGCAGUAGUCUUUUGUCAUAGUGCAGUUUUCCCCUUAAUAAAGAGCAUAGUUUUUAGCCUAAAGGACAAAAGUGAGUCUUGUGAGCACAUGUUUAUCGAUUCUUCAAAGGCUGGUAAUUGUGUCCCUGUAGUUGUCCAAUUCUUGAUCAUUACUGAAGAAUAGACUGCACUUACUGGAACCAAUGGCUCAGUUGUUUCGAAGACCACACGAAUCGGUUCAUUCGAUCGGAAGCCAAUCUGGUUGAACUUGGAGCCAGUGUUCAGACCAGUUCAUCAUCUUGCGAGCUCAAAUUACUGAUCAAUUUUGCUGCUUUUUCAGAAGCAGCAGCAGAAGACGAAAUAACAAAGGAAUUUGCCGAAUUAUAAUGAUCGGUCCUGCUCCAACAGUGCGUUGUAUCCUCUUUUAAUAUACACUACUGCUCUUUGGUCUUUGGCUUUUCUUCCCCGGAAAAAGAAGAGAGCGACAGCGCCUUGUUCCACCUCCAUAUUAGCACCACCACCUUCCUCCAUUGUACAGUCCUCCCUCUCCUCUGCUUCUCCAUGGCCGUUGUUGGUGCGAGCUUCUUCCUUUUCCUCUCUUCUUCUCUUCUCUUCCUCUCUCCGGCCGUCUCUUCGGACUCCCCCGGCCUUUCCCUCAGGAAGCAGGCCUCUGCUCUUCUUUCCAUCAAGCAAUCUCUGCGCACCUCCGACGGCUUCUUCCGGAGCUGGAGCUCGCAGAACCAUGCUUCUCUCUGCUCGUGGAGCGGCGUCCGCUGCGACGCCGCCGGGCGAGCGGUGACCGAGCUCGACGUCUCCAGCCUCAACGUCUCCGGUUCCCUGUCGCCGAGGAUUGCGGAGCUGAAGGCGCUCGUUCGCCUCUCGGUCUCCGGCAACAGCUUCGCCGGGGAGUUCCCCGCGAGCGUCUGCCAGCUCCUGCGCCUCCAGUUCCUCAACAUCUCCAAUAACCACUUCAAUGGCUCCUUGAACUAUUGGAACUUCUCUGCGAUGGCGGAGCUGCAAGUCUUCGACUUGUACAACAAUGACUUCUCUGGGUCACUGCCGGCGGCGUUACCGGAGCUGCCCCUGCUCCGCCACUUGGAUCUCGGCGGGAACUAUUUCUCCGGCCAAAUCCCCACUGCCUAUGGCGGUUUUCCGGCCAUUAGCUAUCUGUCAUUGGCUGGGAACGACUUGGGUGGCCGUAUUCCAGCCGAGCUAGGCAACCUCACCACUCUCGAACAACUUUACUUGGGCUACUUCAAUGAGUUCGACGGCGCCAUUCCGGCGGAGCUCGGGAGGUUGACUAAUCUCCUCCACCUCGACCUCUCGAGCUGCGGCUUAAAAGGCGAAAUCCCACAUCAAUUGGGUGAUCUUGUGAAGCUGGACACCCUCUUCUUGCAGACCAACCAGCUCAUUGGCACCAUUCCUCCCCAACUUGGCAACUUGAGCAGCUUGAGAUUCCUCGACAUCUCCAACAACGCGCUCGCCGGGGAGAUACCCAAGGAGUUCGGGAAUCUCCGAGAGCUCAAGCUGCUGCACAUGUUCCUCAACCAAUUCCACGGAGAGAUCCCGUUGUUCGUCGCGGAGCUGCCGAGUUUGGAGGUUCUGAAACUGUGGCACAACAACUUCACCGGCACUAUCCCUCCCAAGCUUGGGCAGUAUGGCAGGCUUCGAGAGCUUGAUCUCUCCACCAACAAGCUCACCGGAAUGGUUCCCAGAGGUCUCUGCACUGGGAAGACAUUGGAGAUACUGAUCUUGCUCAACAACUUCCUCUUUGGUCCUCUGCCGGAUGAUCUCGGUGAGUGCACGACUCUUGUGAGGGUGCGCAUGGGGCAGAACUACUUGACCGGUUCCAUUCCCGGAGGCUUCCUUUACCUUCCGGAAUUGCUACUGCUGGAGUUGCAGAACAACUAUCUCACCGGAGUUCUAGCAGAUGAGCCUGCAAAGCGACCAACAAAGCUAGGCCAGCUCAAUCUAUCUAACAACCAGUUUUUUGGGCCUCUUCCGAGCUCCAUCGGAAACUUCUCAGCGUUGCAGAUUCUCCUUCUCAGUGGCAACCAGUUCAACGGAGAGAUCCCAUCUCAGGUUGGCCUUCUUCGACAUGUACUAAAGGUAGAUAUGAGCAUGAACAACUUCUCCGGCCGGAUUCCUCCGGAGAUCGGCGAUUGUUUUCUGCUUACUUACUUGGACUUGAGCCGAAACCAAUUGUCCGGCGAGGUACCGUCUCAAGUGUCUCGAAUUAGAAUACUUAACUAUCUGAAUGUUUCAUGGAACCAGUUGGCCGGAAACAUUCCGAAGGAGAUCGGGAGCAUGAAGAGUCUAACUUGCGCCGAUUUCUCCCACAAUGAUUUCUCCGGCAGAGUGCCGGAGACAGGGCAAUUUGCCUACUUCAACGCUUCGUCUUUUCUCUCCAAUCCUAGGCUCUGCGGGUCGAUUCUGAACCCCUGCAACAUUUCAGCAAGCUCUCCGUUCCAUCAAGACCAACAAGGGAGUCUCAAGUUUCAGCUCCCUGGGAAGUCCAGGCUCCUACUCGCGCUGGGCCUCUUAGCGUGUUCGAUCGUCUUCGCGUUCACAGUAGUCAUCAAGACACGCUCGAUGAUGCGAAGAAACUCUAACUCGUGGAAGCUGACUGCAUUCCAGAAACUGGAUUUCGGGAGUCAAGAGAUCGUAGAAUGCCUCAAAGAGAACUGUAUCAUAGGAAGAGGAGGAGCCGGCGUCGUCUACCGAGGAACGAUGCCUAGUGGCGAAGAGGUCGCAGUGAAGCGCCUGCUCGGAAUCAGCAAGGGCUCGACGCACGACAAUGGAUUCUCUGCCGAGAUUCAAACGCUGGGCAAGAUUCGGCAUCGGAACAUCGUCCGGUUGCUCGCCUUCUGCUCCAACAAGGACUGCAAUCUCCUGGUCUACGAGUACAUGCCCAACGGAAAUUUAGGAGAGCUGCUGCACGGAAAGCGAGCUGGAUACCUCAAUUGGCAACUGAGGCUCAGGAUCGCCGUCGAAUCAGCCAAAGGAAUGUGCUACCUGCACCACGACUGCCGUCCUCCUAUCCUCCACCGCGAUAUCAAGUGCAACAACAUCUUGCUGGAUGCAAACUUCGAAGCUCACGUAGCUGAUUUUGGCCUCGCCAAGUACUUGAGGGACACUGGAACCUCUGAAUGCAUGUCGGCGAUCGCCGGCUCUUAUGGCUACAUCGCUCCUGAAUACGCGUACACUUUGAAGGUGGACGAGAAGAGCGACGUGUACAGCUUCGGGGUGGUUCUGCUGGAGCUGAUCACCGGCCGGCGGCCGGUAGGGGACUUCGGAGAGGAAGGACUGGACCUUGUCCAGUGGACGAGAAGUGUCACGAACUGGAGCAAGGACGCGGUGGUGAAGAUCCUGGACCCCUGGCUGAGCAACGUGCCGGUGGAGGAGGCCAUGCAAGUGUUCUUCGUGGCCAUGCUGUGCGUCCAGGAGCACAGCGUGGAGAGGCCGACCAUGAGAGAGGUGGUCCAAAUGCUGGAACAAGCCAAGCCCUCCUCUGCUCUACCUGUACGUCCGAGCUAGUCUAGUCGUCACCGGUCCGCAAAUUUGUGAAUUAAAUGAUGAGCAAAGCUUUGCUGUGUGUGUGUGUUUCUUGACUAAAUGUGUGUGGCAGUUAGUGAGAGUGUGUCAUUGAUUUGAUAUGGUAAGAAUCUGUUUCUCUCAUGGACAUGGACAUCGCUUUUGCAGUACU